ACACCUCCCCACUGAAUAGACCACUGACUUCACCCAAUUCAGCCUUUAGUUAGAUCUCUCGGUCUGGUCCCACCCAUAUGUGAAGAGCUUUUGUCACAAGUGGAAAAAAAAACGUCCUUUUUGGAUUUUUUUUCCCCCUGCCUCCCUCCCUUCUCAGCAUCAAGUGCAGCCAGAGCCGAGCGUCCCAGCCGCGACUUUCUCUCAGCCUCUUUGAAGAAGCAAUGAGGAGAAGGGAGCCUUCGUCCUGCUGAUACCGGGACGUCUGGGAUGCAGUAACCCCGCGUUUGUUUUCCAGUGGGAUCAUAUUUGUAUAUUAUUCGGGAAGACAAACAAUACAUUGCGGAUUUUGGCGUAUCCAUCAAUCGGAUGCAAGCAGAUCCAGGCCCAACUUAACAAUGGGCCCCAUACCCCUGUGUGUCCUGCUUCCGGUGACGGUACUGGCUGUGGUGGUGGCUGUCGCUAGUGAGGAGAAUACAGUCAAUGAUGAGUAUACCUGGCCGCAGUGGAAGGUGCCUCUGGUAAGAAAAAGACGUACUGUGCCUCUCAGCAACCCAAACUUCGCAGCCCAUUCUCAGGCGGAGCUGAGUGGGAUCUGUGGGAUUGAGUGUCAGCGUCGCCUCCCUACCACUUCUCUGGAUGACCUGGAGCAGUUCCUGUCCUAUGAGACAGUUUAUGAGAAUGGUACACGCACGUAUACCUCAGUUUCUGUGCAGGGUCUCAAUGAGAUGGCUGACUGGUCCAGAAACAUCUCGUCUAGCUCCCGCCACAAACGAGAAGUGUAUGGUACAGAUACCCGCUUCACCAUUUCUGAUAAGCAGUUCUCCACCAAAUAUCCCUUCUCCACCUCUGUGAAGAUCUCCACAGGAUGCUCUGGAAUUCUUGUGUCACCUAACCAUGUGCUGACCGCUGCCCACUGUAUCCAUGAUGGGAAGGAUUAUCUAGAUGGGAUGCAGAAGCUGCGUGUCGGUAUUCUGAAGGAGAAGUCCAGACGAGGGAGAGGAGGCAAAGGCAGAGGAGGGCGAGGAAAGGGCAAAAGGAGAAAGGGAGACAAAGAUAAAGAGGAAGUGCAGGAAAAGGACCAGAAUGGUGGGAAAGGGGACCGCAAAGGAAAAAGGAAAGGCAGGAAGAGCCGGAGUCGGCGAAGUGUGGAAUCAGAGAAACCUUCGUUUAAAUGGACCAGGGUUAGGCACACUCUGGUGCCUAAGGGCUGGUUCAAAGGUGUGUCUAAUGGUCUGGCUGCAGAUUAUGACUACGCUGUUCUGGAGUUGAAGAAAGCUCCAAAAACCAAACACAUGGAUCUGGGUAUUAUCCCUUCGCUCAAGAAGAUCCCUGCUGGGAGAAUCCACUUCUCUGGCUUUGAUGAUGAUCGGCCCGGCAACCUGGUGUACCGUUUCUGCUCUGUCUCUGAGGAAUCCAAUGAUUUGUUGUAUCAGUACUGUGAUGCCAAACCUGGCUCUAGUGGCUCUGGGGUCUACGUCCGCCUCAAAGAGCCUGGCAAGAAGAAGUGGAAGAGGAAGAUCAUUGGGGUUUUCUCCGGUCACCAGUGGGUGGAUGUAAACGGGGACGGGACGCAGCAGGAUUACAACGUGGCGGUUAGGAUAACACCUCUCAAAUAUGCCCAGAUCUGCCACUGGAUCCAUGGGGACUCAAGUGAGUGCCAGGUAGCCUAAGACAACACAGGAGUCCCCAUUAACCAUCAACCCUUUCCAUCCCUCAGACCGACCUCUAUACCUACUCUUACCAUCACCAGUCAUUAUUAACCGGGGGCCUACGACUGCCUCUCCCUGCCUUCCCCUGCCACGCUGAUCUACACACACACCCAACCUACAAACAGUCAGACUGACUCUGUGUUGACAGCAACCAGGACUCAUCAGUGCAUCAAGAGAACUGUGGCUCGUCAGCUUUUCUAAUUUAUUUGCUAAAACAUACAAUUCGGAAAAAAAUGUAUGCAUUUUCAGAUCAUUCUGGUCGGCUUCUAUUCCUUUUAUUCCUCUCUUUUCAAAGAUUUGACAUUUAUGGAUACAGUGUUGGAAAGUGUGUAUAUUCAAAUGUCAAAGAGCAAAGUCCUGGUACAUUUGUCUUAUAUUCCAUUCAGGCUGUGUACACAGAAACUUGCAUUUUAAAAAAGUGUUCUCUUCCACUGUAAAGAAGAGCGUGUGUAUUGGCUUUGACAAAAGACCUAGGAGAAAUUCAUUUAACUUUUGUUUUACAAAUGAACUAUACGUACAGUAGAUAUUGAUACUGUUUUAUAAACACUUUAAUUGAACAAUCUGGCGUUUGCAUUGUGUAUAUCAUGAACAUUGUUAUUUUUACAACUACUUUUUUAAGAGUUUCCUGUCUAAAUAGAGAAAGGGUCCUUAUGGGCACUGUAUAGAAUUUUUUUGUGAGUCUCAUCAUCUUUUCUCUGUUCUUGCAACACAAUGAAAUGAUGGCAAAUGUGAUUUCAUUGUUGUGCACAUACUUAUAUCGGUGUUUAACCAGAAGACAUGGUGCUAAUUUAUGGAACUGUAAACGUUUUUGUUUUUUUGACGGGUGGGAGUGGGGGGAGGGGGGGCUUCUCAGAAUAUAUUUUGAUAGCCUAGUACUGUAACUAUGUAUUUAAUAUGAGGCUACAUAUUUGAGUUGUUUUAAAAUGGGACUGAAACAUUUACUAAUUUACUUGAGCUGUUGAGAUCUCUAAUUGAAAGGAUUAAAUGACAUAGCAAAAUAUGUUGUGAUAUAAUAACAAA
Scatophagus argus is the source of this 2729-nucleotide messenger RNA. RefSeq names its product serine protease 35 (gene prss35). The transcript is spliced from 2 exons. Bases 396 to 1670 code for a protein of 424 amino acids. Gene Ontology annotation, molecular function: serine-type endopeptidase activity. The record is from RefSeq and is a predicted model, not a curated record. NCBI's taxonomy places the organism in Eukaryota, Metazoa, Chordata, Actinopteri, Scatophagidae. Gene Ontology annotation, biological process: proteolysis.